AGGGGUAAACUUGUAACUUGCGCAUGUUUCAUGGAGAUAGGCUGACAAAAAUAUGAAAAAUAAGUAAACUGCUAUGGAGCUGAAGGGCAGGUAGGAUUGCCCAAUUCAAACAAUUUUUUUUUUCUUUUUUUAGACGAGAAUGGAUUCGCUUGAUACGCUUGGUUCUUCUAGUAAGAUGUCUAUAGCAAGCAUAUGAAGUUUGGUGGCAAUAGCUCUCUGUCUUUUGACACAAUCCAUAAGAUAAUCCAAUAUACUGAUGCCCUAUGACAAUUGUGUAUCUUGGGAGCAGACGGAGGAAUCAGAUAACAUAAACAAUGUAAUGGAUGAGCUCUAUCGAGAAGCAGGAAUCACAUUGUUGGAAGAACCAGAUUCCAGUAUGGAGCUUAUGGAUACGCACAGUGAGGAUGAAGAUCACAUUAGAAAGAUAAAGGAAUUUCAGGAUUACCUUCAAAAGGUGAAGAUAAUGAUUAAACCAGGUUGUUCAGAAGAAGUGUUGAAGGUGGCAUUGAAUUCCAUGUCCUCGCUAGUAGGCAUACUUGCUUUCAUGUCAUAUCCAAAACACCGUUCCUUACUGUGAACAAGAAUUAACUCCAACACCAUGAUCUUGUUGUACACCAAGGAUGAAUCUGCUGCUGGUAUUUCCUUUAGAAGAAAAUGCACGUUGCAGAAUUUCAUAUCUGUAUCUCCGUAUUAAACUUUUAUGUUCCACUAAUUGUAGUCACCUAGUUGUCUGGACCAGCUUUUACGUUAGAAUUUAUCCAAGAAGCAAAGAUUUGUUCAAAGAUGGUUAGCUUCAUCCAAGAACGUGGGAAUGCUCAAUACCUGUAAGUUGACAGCACACGACAUUAUGCAUUGCAAGCGUCAGAAAUAUAGUUUGAUGAUUAUUGUUCAAUUAUCUGGAUUACUGAAAGCAAUAUACUAACUUGUCUUGUCUCAACCUUGAAGCAACGCAUUCUUUAGAUUUGAAAAUUCGUGUAUCAAUGUUUUAUCUUGUAUUUUUCUUGUCAACUAGGCAAAAUUAAAAAUAACACAAUCAUUAUAUGUCCCAAAAUCUUAAACAUGAAUAUUAUAAAUAUGUAUUAUUGUGACAA
Gossypium arboreum is the source of this 1091-nucleotide messenger RNA. RefSeq names its product pyrophosphate--fructose 6-phosphate 1-phosphotransferase subunit alpha-like. The transcript has 3 exons. The coding region runs from base 257 to 577 and encodes 106 amino acids. The record is from RefSeq and is a predicted model, not a curated record. NCBI's taxonomy places the organism in Eukaryota, Viridiplantae, Streptophyta, Magnoliopsida, Malvales, Malvaceae.